Molecule: messenger RNA, 3369 nt
Organism: Mya arenaria
Lineage: Eukaryota; Metazoa; Mollusca; Bivalvia; Myida; Myidae
Exons: 8
Coding region: 39-2477 (812 amino acids)
Biological process (GO): urea transmembrane transport
Cellular component (GO): plasma membrane
Molecular function (GO): urea transmembrane transporter activity
Source: RefSeq, a predicted model, not a curated record
ACUGCUUUUUCUUUCCACUCAGUAAGAAAUAAGCAGACAUGCAAUUAAGUCAAUAUUUAUUUAAAAUGUAUUCGCGGAUUUUGGCAACAGUUUUUCUAGUGACCAUUUGUGCGACAUUGAACCAUGGCAAUACAACAGUUGGAGUGACCACAGCACCCACUAUUAGGACGGACGGUUUUUCAGAGGGCAUUUCCGACACGACCGCAGGCUUAAACGAGGUUACUACCACUAUAGUGCAACACUCUUGCAGGACAAAGUUAAAACCCCGUGGAGAAGGAGAAACCAAUACAAAACCAUCCAUUACGAAAAGCAAUGCCGCUCUAUUACUUUUGCUCGGAUUUGGUGGAUUUUCGAUUUUGGUGGCUGCCGCGUACAAAUCGCUCCGGAAGUACGUGUAUCACGACGACCAUAAUCUUGAUACAGUGUUUGACGCCGGUGGGAGGGUGAGCCUCAGUCUCACAGCCGUCACUGUCACCUCACAGCUCCUCUGGCCAGCUGACUUUCUUCAGAGCUCCACACUCACCAGCAAGUCGGGCCUAGGGGGAACUCUUUGGUUUUCGAUUGGCAUUAUUGUGGACAUAUUGCUUUUUCCUGUUUUGUCCAUCUUUUUAAAGACAAGAGCUCCUGGUGCAAAGACCUUCCCACAGAUCGCUUAUGCUCGAUUUGGGGUUGCUGGGCACAUUAUGUUUUGCAUCCUAGCCAUGACCUCCAGCUUAAUCGUUUGCACAAGCAUGCUGCUCGCAGGGAAGAGUGCUCUUGAGGUUCUUACAAAAGAUGUUAACAACGAGUUCAUUUUUCUGGUACUCGCCUUCUUAUUCGGGUCAUAUUGUAUGAUUGGCGGAUUAGGAACGACUUUUUACAUUUCAUACUUUAAUACAGCGUUGACUUUUCUAUCAGUGACAGUAUAUGUCCUGUACACAAGCUACUUUCCCUCUGAGGAAAUAAAAGAAUAUUCGAGUAUGGAGGCUCUUUAUACGGCAGCAGUUUGUGUUGAAGCGCCUGAAACAAACUACGAGCAAUCACACGCAACGUUUCGUACCGAAUCCGGUUUGAUUUAUGGCGUUGUUCUAUUAUUUAUGGCAACAUCAAUUAGUUUCACAGACCAGGCUAAUUGGCAGAGUCGCAUAGCUGCAAAACCGUCUGAAGGAGUAUUGGGAUUUUUUAUGGCCGCAUAUUUGUGGUUAAUGAUAGCCCCUUGUUUGUCUGUCACUGCCACAACCACCUACUUUGCAAUGAGUUUGAAAAACGGUACGCACCUACUGUCAGAGAGUGAAAUUGAUAACGGAUAUAUUACCCCGUUUGUGAUGAAUUUCCUGCUUGGAGAGACAGGCGGCUACCUGCUUCUAACCAUGUUGAUGAUGGCUCUCAUGUCCACCGGGUCAGGGGAAGUGAUGGCCAUCUCGUCCAUUGUAGUCUAUGAUAUCUACAAGACUUACAUUAACCCAUUCAGGCAAAAUCUUUCACCUACGAGUUGUGUCUUGUGUGGAAGACAAAAACAUCUUUCGGAAUUAAAAAUGGACGGAGACUUUUGCACAUGCUCUUCGUCGAUUGGUUGCAAAUCGUGUGAAGUGGACAUUACUACGCGCGCGUGUGUUGGAGUUGAUAAGGUUGCUUACACGUGCAGCGUUCAUGGGGACUACAGACGAUAUGAAGAUGGAUUGAUGCAUUACAAGAGUUGGUGUAUGGUUUGGGUAGUGAUUUUAAUAGUACCCUAUGGAUUGCUGAUUUCGGAGACGAACAUGAAUGUGAACUGGGCAACCCUUGGACUUCAGAUUCUGACAUGCCCGUUCCUUAUGCCGUUGUUUCUCACAAUCACGUGGUCAAAGGCUACGGCAAAAGGCGUCAUUUCAGGUGGCCUGUUGGGCUUAUCCGCAUCAAUUUCUGGAAUGCUCAUUAUGGGGUCGAGAUAUGAAGGCGGACUCUCAAACUUCUAUGUAAACACAGCCCAGGAUUACAGUCUCCUAACGGCAAUGCUGGCAGGGUUCGUUGUAAGCGGUGUAGUCUCUGUCAUCGUUUCCCUGUGCACACAUACUAUUCGUUCAGAGGCUGAUGCUAUUCUAGAAUGGGCGAAAACUAUUAAUAUUGACAACCCCAUCAACCCAUUUCGGCUCAUUUAUGAAGAAGAAUUUGCCAAAGCUGAGGUUGGAGACAUAAUUACGGCAAAGACGAUGGACAAAGUAUUCAGAAAGGCCAAACUCUACGCUGGCGUGCUCGGAAGUAUAAGUUUGGUUAUAUUUGUCGUCGUUAUUCCGGCAAUUGCUCUAAACUCUGGCGUCCUUUCAUUUGACGAAUUUACAGCCUGGAUAAAAGGCUACCAGACCUACUGCUUCAUCUGUACGUUCGUGGUGGUUGUCCUUCCACCAUUCGAAGAAGGCUAUCAAAUUUGGCUCCGCUACCAGAAGAACAAGCGAAAUAAAACGUCGUUGGUAUGCACCGCAAAACAACAAGACUUGAAUGGAGAAAGUUGCAAACUGUAGUUUGAUGGUUUCAUGUCAAGGGAAUAUAUCCAACAUUUCAACAGUAUCAAGGAAAAUAUUCCAUAAUUUUUCAAAAUAUGAACGAUUUAUGAGUGAGAAUUGUGUAGAUAUUAAAGUUGUGAUUUUAACAGAAUGAAUUGAUAGUUUAAGGACAGGACAAGGUAGUAAACGAAACAAAACUUAAACAACUUGUGGCAGCGCGUUGAGUGAGGUGAUCUUUAAAAAAUCGUUAAUAUAAUGUAUGUGAAUACUUCGUUUAAAGGGCAACAAUAUAAAACAUACGACAGUGUAUAAAAUAUUAGGAAUGCCAAUAUAUAUUUGUCUUAAAAUGAACAUUGGUGUAGUUAAAUUUACAUUUUCGUGGCAGCGCCUGCUUUUGUAACAAAACGCUUUGAAAUUUCCCAAUAGAACAAACGACACAAACAAAAAUACACGACUUACGUAGCAUCUUAAGGUAUACGACCCGCAAGUAUAUUAAUUUCGGAUGCACGAAAAGACACAAAAUGAACACUUAACUGUUUAGGCAAUCCAUCCAUAAUUAUUACCGAACAUUUACACUGAUAAAGUUUUAUUUUUAAGCUACACUAAAAUACUCCUUGCAUCUGGUGGGAAAUAAACUCACAACCUUCCGGUCUACAAUUCGAGACUCUAUCGCAGAAAUAUACUUACAUUGUACUGUGUUUGUUAUAUUUAAAAAAAGUUUACAUCAGGAAUCUGGGAUGUAUACGAAGCCAGAGUCUACUACAAGGUAUGACCAUUGUGACUCGCUCACUCACUUAUAAUGUAACAAGCAUAUUUUAUUUCUUUAUAUUCAGCAAGAUAGUCUUAUUUAACAGAAAUAUAGCCAGACAAAUGUAUAUGCCAUGUUCUGCUAGGAGGUAAAGUGGCGCAU